AUGGGCCUCAUCUUCUACGGCCGUCGCUCCACCGUUUCGAUUCUGGAUUGUUAUCUAAAGCGCAAUUUGGCCAAGAACGGCGGCCUCCUCGACGGUGUCAUCUUCCUUCAGCGGACUAAGAAAGAGAAAGACAUCAAGUUCCUCGAAAAACUACUAGCGAGCGAGCCCGAUUACGAAAAAUGGGACAUUGACAUGAGCGAGGGCGGCUAUGCCUCCUCCUACGAUCUCAUCCAAGAUGACGUCUUGUAUGUCAAGAUGGACGACGAUAUAGUCUACAUCGAAGACUCCGUCAUCCCCUCCAUUGUCACCACCCGAGCUGAACACCCCGAAUACUACGUCGUUUCCGCCAAUGUCAUCAACCAACCGCUUAUUAGCUGGAUUCACUGGAACCUUGGCGCCAUUAAGCCCUACAUGCCCGAGAUUAACAAGGCCUACCCUGCGCCCAAGCCCGGCAGCAAGUUGGACUGGCGACCAUCUGCGUUGCCCUCCUGGGAUGGGCCCGACGAUUUCAAUGUCAUUGACUGGAAUCCUCCCGACCACCAGAAGCACCGAUGGCUACCCAUGAAGGGCCGCAACGACCACAUCCUUGACCGCACUCCCAUUGCCGAGACGGAAUACGACGCUUUUGGAAAGGGCUGGAAGAAGUGGCAGAUUGCCGCUCAAGAGCACUACAGCCUGUUUGACAAUAUCGAGAACGAUAGCCUGGACCAGUAUCGUUUCAAGACUUGGGAUUUCCAGCUGAGGCGCAUGGGAAUUCAGUUUACUGUCAUGAUGGGCAAGGAUAUCAAUCAGGCCAAGCCAAUUGACGCCGACGACGAGCAGCAUUUUGCCGUCACCAUGCCUGAGAGGACUGGAAGACACGCUGUUGCUGAUGGCGGUGGUGUCGUUGCCCACUUCAGCUUUGGUGCCCAAGCUGGCGAAGAACGAAUCGAACAGACAGACAUUCUCGAGCGCUACCGAGUCUACGCCGAAGACAUGAUUUGCAAAGACCCCAUGCUGUGGGACCCCAUCAUGAAUAAGCACUCAGAUUAA
Trichoderma asperellum CBS 433.97 is the source of this 1032-nucleotide messenger RNA. RefSeq lists its product as uncharacterized. The record is from RefSeq and is a predicted model, not a curated record. Lineage: Eukaryota; Fungi; Ascomycota; Sordariomycetes; Hypocreales; Hypocreaceae.